AUGCUAACAGCCACCUUCCCUAAAGCUUAUCGCGGUCUUCACUGUUUCCGUGUGUUUUCCAUUUUCAAAGGCGUUCACUUUCAGUCCCUCGUGCGUCAUGCAACUGAAGAGGGACCUCUCCAUCAACAUGAGACGCUUCCUCUCAAGCAGUUCCUCCCAUCGACGGAACAUACCACGACACUUCUCUGCCCCCCACCCACACACCUGAAUAUGCUCCAACAGGCACCGUUAUCCCGUGUAAGCCCGCUUCUUGGGUCUACUCAAAAGGUAUUUCCUUUCAUCUGGAGUGGCAUAAUGGAGCCCAGUGCCCUUUCUUUAGUUUUUAGCGCCCACUAUUGGCAUGAGACUGGCCUCUUUCACUAUGUUUUCCCCAUCUGCUAA
This is a messenger RNA of Trypanosoma brucei brucei TREU927, 381 nucleotides long. RefSeq lists its product as hypothetical. The record is from RefSeq and is a predicted model, not a curated record. The transcript has a single exon. Bases 1 to 381 code for a protein of 126 amino acids. Lineage: Eukaryota; Euglenozoa; Kinetoplastea; Trypanosomatida; Trypanosomatidae.